Molecule: messenger RNA, 516 nt
Organism: Rhincodon typus (whale shark)
Lineage: Eukaryota; Metazoa; Chordata; Chondrichthyes; Orectolobiformes; Rhincodontidae
Product: phospholipid scramblase 1-like
Exons: 3
Biological process (GO): plasma membrane phospholipid scrambling
Cellular component (GO): plasma membrane
Molecular function (GO): phospholipid scramblase activity
Source: RefSeq, a predicted model, not a curated record
CAACCUCCCAUAAAAGUAACCCAAUGUAUAACAGCAACAUUCACAUUUGGGCAAGGUAUAGAAAAUGAAUUAAACUCUGUUGUUUCUCAGGUGGACCGCCUUCUGAUUCAUCAACAAUUGGAGAUAUUGGAAGUCAUGGUUGGAUAUGAGACCGAAAACAAAUAUGAAGUUAAGAACAAAAUUGGCCAACAGAUCUACUUUGCCACUGAAAAGUCUAACUUUUGCUGUAAAAUAAUCUGCGGGUCAAGGCGAGCUUUUGAAAUUCAUCUUGUGGACAAUAUGGGGACGGAGGUCAUCUGCAUGAAACGGACCUUGCGAUGUCAGAGUUGUUGGUGCCCGUGCUGUUUGCAGAAGUUAGAAGUGCAAGCCCCACCAGGUGAACCAAUUGGCUACGUGGUCCAGAAAUGGCACCCAUGCUUACCCAAGUUUGUCAUUCAGGAUAAAAACAAAGUUGCUAUUUUGAAGGUCCAUGGCCCGUGCUGUCUUUCCAGCUGCGGUCAUCCAAUUAAGUUCAAG